GUGGGCAGGUAUAUAAAGAUGGCGUCUGUCUGAAGGGCGAACAAUUCUUUGCUGCACCUUCCCUCUUCAACAUCACAAGGAUGCGGCCAGCCAGUGGGAUGUGGUAUCUGGUGGUGGUGUUGGUGGUAAUGACGCCACUCGCACAGGCUACACUGUCCCUCGCCGUCCUGCCCGCUGUGGCUUCCGUCGGUGGCCUCGCUGCCCUUAAGCUUCUGAAGUACGUGGGUUUGUCGAAGCUUAAAAAUGCAGUCUCCAACAGUGGCCUGGAUGCCAUCACUGACCUUGAUGACUCCGGGAAUGACUACUACGACCGCCAGCCCCUCUUCGUGGCACCGCCCCCUACCAUCGUCGCGCCGUCCCCCUCCUACUUUGCUUCGCCUCCCUCCUACUACCCACCCUCCUUUACUCCCCUCCCUCUGUCCAGCCCCCCCGCCUUCUAUAUAGUCCCUGCCUCAGGCUUCCACAACUUUAGGACUCGCCGAGACGUUUCGAGAGCGUCAGGUUCCGGGGCGGAGGCGGAGAAGGUGGCGUUAAAGUCUGAGAGGGAAUAUUUCGACAUGAUCAGUGGCCUGGACCGCGAUGGGUGUGUGCUGCGAGCGGUGUGUGAGGUGGCCAGCGAACCUGUGCACACGCUGACGGAGGACGAGAAGACGAUAAUGGCUGCCUUUAGCGCUCCUUACAAACCGUCCCGCCGAGGCCCAACCACUUGGAGGGACAUUUACUAUCAAGCGCUGUGGGUUGGCAGGACAGCGAGCGACGCCACCACCACCUGCGCCAAGACGUACACCAGGUGCCCUGUUCCUGCCCGAGAGCUGCUCAAGGCGCUGCAAGAGCAGGAGCGACAGAAGGAAGGAAAAGCGUCACGCCAGUAAAGUUAUCCCGUAUAGGUCCGAAGUAACAGCUCAUUUGGCAGCCUCGAUUCCUGAUAUUGGCUGUCUUCUAUAGUCUGUUCUUAGACCUUGUGGACUUGAUCGAAGUUUGCAUUAGGUUAUUUUAGACUGAUAACAGGAUUCGGGUGUGUCCAAUUUUCCUUAUCCAAAUCAUGUUUCGCCUGAUGCCUGGUUGAAAUUGUACUGAAUUGAGUUGUUAGGAUUUUCAGAAUCAAGCUGACCAGUGAGUGACUAUGAUACACUAUGGGUCCUGUUGGUAUGUCCAUACUGAGUGAAUAAUUAUCAGAUUGGACAAAAAAUGACGAAACGCUGGAUAUGAAAAAAGGAUGAGUUGCUUGACUGAAAUGUUUUGCAUGUCUGGCGAAGAAAAGUGAACUGUAGGGUGAUAGAAAUGGUCAAAUGCGGCGCCUUCAGUGGCUUGCUCAUGUGAGGAGAGAAAGAAGUGGCAUGGCAAGGGCGGUAUAAAGGCGGACUGAGUACUUUGGGUGUAAGAACAAAGUAAUUCAAGAUCUGAGAGAGAAGAGGGAUGGGUCACUGAUAGAGUGUACAGCAGUGGAAUGUACGGACAAGAAGGUAUUGAGAUUCUUUUGUCGCGGGCAUUCUCUUAAAAAGGGAGUUCCAAGUACUGGGCAUCAGAGUAGAUUACAUUACAUUAGAUAUCUGUAUACCAUGUCUUUUAUUCUUUAUAUUUUCUUCUUUUUCGUCGUAGCUUAAUAUGCUUACACCUGAAUAUUUGCUCAUGUAGAUUCUUUGCAGUGGCUGACGACGUGUUUGUAACUAAUUGACGGACAGAUAUUUUGGCGCCACAACAACGGGCUAUGUGACACCGUCCGUGCAUAAACAUGUAACAUAAAUACAUGAAUAGUACAUA
Molecule: messenger RNA, 1761 nt
Organism: Scylla paramamosain (green mud crab)
Lineage: Eukaryota; Metazoa; Arthropoda; Malacostraca; Decapoda; Portunidae
Exons: 5
Coding region: 81-872 (263 amino acids)
Source: RefSeq, a predicted model, not a curated record